Theileria orientalis strain Shintoku is the source of this 270-nucleotide messenger RNA. RefSeq lists its product as hypothetical. The coding region runs from base 1 to 270 and encodes 89 amino acids. NCBI's taxonomy places the organism in Eukaryota, Apicomplexa, Aconoidasida, Piroplasmida, Theileriidae. The transcript is spliced from 3 exons. The record is from RefSeq and is a predicted model, not a curated record.
AUGAGUGUACGAACCGAGCGAUUUGAGAGUUUCCUCGAGAUCCUCGUGAGGAGGCUGAAAGGAAAAGUUAAAGGCUGGAACAGUGAUCAUGAGAAGUGUGACCCCAACACAAUGAGUGAUGUCGUCAAUAAAUUUAAUGGUUGUUCGAUAAUUAAGAUAAUAUUAGGGUAUGUAAUAAUCGUAAUAUUUAUCAUUGGAGCUUCAAUAGAAGAAGACGAUAACAAGUCGCAAAAUGAGGAGAAGAGCCUGGCUUCUGGAAUUUCAGAGUAA